UACAACUCUAUGUGCGAAAAAUAUUCCUAGAUCAUUCCUGGAUGCCGGUAUAUAUGAAUGGGACGCAACAAUGGCUAAGAAUGCUGUAUAUAAUUACAUGAAGAUGCAGAAUAGACCUUACAGUGUAAACGAUGUGGUCACAAAUUUGCACAAUGAAUAUGGUAAAGCUGUGGUUCAAAAGACUAUGGAUCAAUUGGUGAAGGAUAACAAGCUGUUCGAAAAGAUUUAUGGCAAACAGAAGAUAUACUGUGUUGUUCAGGAUGCAACAUACGACACUGAUGAGUUAAUGAGAAUUGAUAAAGAAUUACAAACUCAUGCUAAUGAAGUUGAGAAUAGAUAUCAAGAAGUUACAAGAGAGGUGAAAGAACAAGAGACUCUUUUAGCCUCUUUGAAGUCAAGUUUAUCAUUAGAGGAUGCGCAAGAGGAAAAGAACAUUUUACAGCAAAGUAUAAAGCAAUUAACACAUAAACUAGAUAAUUUAAUGGAAACAAAUGGUACUGAGGACUUACACGAGUCUAAACGAAAGGCUGAACAGGAUUUGGAUGAAUAUACUCGAGAAUACUUAAAAGGAAGAGAAUGUGCACUGAGAUAAUAGACUGUAUUUUGGAAAAUUAUCCUCUUAGCAAGGAUGAAUUAUAUGAAGAAGUAGGUAUAGAUUCAGCCAUUGUAAAAUAAAUCAAAGAGUUUUUAAUUUCUUUGAUCUUUUGUAUUUUUAUUAUUAUAGUCUUUUGUGAUUU
Molecule: messenger RNA, 737 nt
Organism: Linepithema humile (Argentine ant)
Lineage: Eukaryota; Metazoa; Arthropoda; Insecta; Hymenoptera; Formicidae
Product: homologous-pairing protein 2 homolog
Biological process (GO): meiotic joint molecule formation; meiotic strand invasion involved in reciprocal meiotic recombination; homologous chromosome pairing at meiosis
Cellular component (GO): DNA recombinase auxiliary factor complex; condensed nuclear chromosome
Molecular function (GO): double-stranded DNA binding; recombinase activator activity
Source: RefSeq, a predicted model, not a curated record